CGUAUCAGUCGCGCAUUUCGGUCCGUUUCGGACGAAUAGCAAGGGAGGAAAAAAGGUAGUAGCAGAAGCAGCAAUUUCACCAUCGCGACCACCACGGCCACCACCAUCACGACUAUUAUCACUACUAGACCACGACGACUAGCACCGCGAACAUCGUCACUCCGAAGAAUCGUAAGAUAAAGCGAGAGAGUGCCGUCGCGGACAUUUGAUUAUCCAGUGCUUCGUGUGUCGCCAGGAAAGUGACAAGUGUGCGCGCGCGCGUGUGUGUGUCUGUGGUGUGCGGUGAGUGAAAAAAAAAGAAAAAAGAGGAAAAAGAGAGUGUGUUUUGAGAUAGAAAGGUGUCAGGAGAGAUAGAACUGCUAAAAGACAAGAAGGGCAUGGAGCGAUACUAACGUUCGAGGGAUAAGAGUGAGAAAGUGGCGAGAAAUCGAAACCUCUGCGAGAGUGUGUAAUGGACAACCUGCUGGAUGAUCUGAACGUGACGUGGCGAUGACAAGUCUGAUAUUAGAGAACGCAGACUUGAACCGACUGUUUCCAAAAUGCCGGCCUAGGGGCGGACAACCCCCGAAAUCGGGGGCCAUAACGCAUACCGGAAGCCAGCCGCAUGACAACCAUUUCUGUCGUAACGAAAAGCCAACAAUCGCUCUCGAGAACGACGCGCAUAACGUGACGACAGCCACAUUUCCUAUAUCCAACAAUAUGAUAGACCUCGAGCGCGAUACGACCGACAGGACGGCAAGCGUGAUGCCUGGAUUCGGUGGGGAUGCUCAUCAGCAGAUCGGGGUAAAUCCGAAGCCAACGUCUUCCAGCUCGUCAUCGGCAUCGGGGCGUAGCGAGGAUCAGCCGAAUUAUGGAAGUCUCGGGGGGAGCGAUCAUCAGGCACAAUCCCAGCAGGACGAUAGCGGACCGGACGAGGGUCCCGUUUAUAUUUUGACCUCUGCUAAAGGCGAUCGGAGUUACAAACUUCGCGAUUCCAGGAUCAUCGAAAUUGCUGGUGGUCGAGAAGUUUUCUCCCAGAGCAGAGGCAAGGUAGCAGCUAGAAAGCCACGGUUCCUGUCAACUUCAAAACCUCAGGCCAACGACGAUCCACCUACCGAUAACAAAUUGGCUAUCAAAAAAAAUAACAAAUCACCCAAUAGACAGAGCGUAUGGGAGUUGCGUAGCAGAUGCGGUGAAACAAGACGUCAGAGAGCGAAUCGUGAAGUAACAGAGACUGUAUUUUCAUCGGAGGUUCAUUCGGUGCGCCGUAAUCCAUCUAAAUCGAUAUUGGAUUACGAUUCGCCGAAAGCUGUCCGUGGCAAUCGUAUAAUAAAUUACGAUUCGGUACUAAACAGCAAUAAUGUAGAUUACAACGCAUCGAAGAGUAUCACAGAUUUGGAAUAUGGAUUGCCAAAAAAUUGCAUAGAUUACCAGUCGAACAAUACAACGCCGGCUCGUAGUAUGGCGAUUGUGAGUGAUGGUGAAGUCGUCGUUUUUGACGAUAUCGAUGAUAAUUGGCAAGGUUUGCGUCUUGAUCUCGGUACUACAAAUACCAGUCAAGCUUUGACCGGUUGUAUUGAAGUCGAACACGAUGAUGACAGACAGCGAAAUCGAGGACAAUCGGAACGUCCUACUUCGAGUGUCGGAAGUACACCGAGUCCGACACCGACUUAUACGCGCAAAACGUCGGAAUUUAUUAAGGUCGUUGCACCUACGAGCGAUUGUGAGGCGGGUUCUCCGUCGCCUGAACGUAACCAUCAGGUAGCAAGAGUAAUUGGCGAAUUACCGAUAGCCCAGUAUUCAGGAAGUCCACGGCGAUAUGGUGUUCGUGAAAAUCCAAGAUUACCCAGUCUUCUCUCAUCGCCGUCUGUAUAUUUGACACCGAGACCAGGUUUUCCUCAGAGAAUACUGCCGACUACGCCCAACCAAAAAGAGAAGGACGAUAAUUCGACGGAAGUCGUUGUCGAUAACGUCCAAUUGGAAAAUAAUACGGCAAACACAGUAGAACCCUCGCCCGAUCCAGUGCCAGUCUCACCCGAACCUGAGGAGGAAGAGGAGGAAGAAGAUGAAGAGGAAGAAGAGGAGGAGGAGGAGGAGGAGGAGGACGACGACGACGAGGAUGACGAUUCGCUAAAACCUUCAGUAAUCGAUGGUGACAAUUUGACGAGUCUUGUCGCAUCCGGUGGCAGUACUUUCGAUUAUCUCUACGAAUUUUCGGAAACCCGCAAAGUAUUGGAGGAAUUUUUCAAAUGUCCACCGCCGAACGAAGAGCCGGAAAACAAUGGCGAAUCGUUCCCAUUCCAGGAUCUUGAUUACGAAUUACGAAGACAAGGAGGCAGCUCGUACGUUGGUCAAAGACUCGCAAGUGGAUUGCCUGGCGUUGAGGAAGUUAUGGUUCACGAAUCACCGAAAAAACAAAGAUCAGACUUUCCCCAAACCACGGUGGAGCACGAGAAUAACUUUCUGGAUUUGUCGGUGGGGACCGGGAGCAGCGAGGAUCUCGGUGAGACAGAAGUUGGGCUUCAAGUCGGUCAUUCGCGAAAUUUUACGUUGAGUCCGGAGACAACGGAUUGCGACAGUAAUUGUGGGGAUUUAGACAGUGACAUGUCGCUAAUGAUGAUGGACAAUGAAUUAAUGCCGGCAUCGGGGUUGCUUGGCUCGGUCGGUGAUUUGGGUAAUAAUUCGGAUUCGUUGAGAAUACAUACGAGCAUGCCAGUAUUGGAGGAUGGAUUGUCGAGCGGCCACGCGAGUGAUACGGACAACAAUAAUCCGACAGUUAUGUUAAUGGAGAGGCAAAAGCGCGAGGUUGAUGUAGAAAUAAUACCGCGUACAAGAGAGGACGUUAUGUCUACUCUCGGUUGCGAACAACCGAAAGACGGGGUCGUCGAUAUCACAAAGGAUAUAUUGAGAAUGCUCAAAGAAACAUCGCCCGAUUUUUUCAUCGCGCAGAAAGACAACGCGUAUGAAUCGAACGAAUUGAACCUCGACGGAUUAGAUCCACUCGGUACUCCACCGCCUCCGGCUCCCCAGGGUCGACAAAGUUCCAAUCUCGAGGUCGGCGGAGAAGUCGAAGCUGCUAUCAAAGACAUCAGAAUGGCACUGCAAAAAACUAAGACUCUACCUGUUAAAUCACCUGCUGAUGACAUUCCUGAAACGAGCAUCAGUCCCAUAUGGAUUCCAAGUAUGUUGGAUGGCAGGCGGCGUGUCUGCAAUGAGAGCAACAGCGAGGAUUCCGAAGCGAGACGAAUCGACGAUGAGGCAGAACCUGAAAUCGAAGAACAAAUUGAUGAUGAGGAAGCGGAUACCGAUCUCGAAACGGACAGAUUACUCGGGCAGCAGAGGACCGAUGAUCAGGGAUUUUACGACGAUAGUGGGUGGCGGAAACCUAAGACUAGGACAAUGUUACCACCAAUGAGUACAAAAGUCGUAACUCCAAAGCAAACCCCACCGAAAACCCUGAGUGUUGCUCCAUUAGAAACGCUAGCGAGCCCAACGGAAACCUUACCCUCGACUUCAACGUCCAUGUCACCGCCUCCCGUUGUCACGAACGUACGUACUACGUCGUCUCCCGAAAUCGACGUAACAACACCCACGAAAAUCACUACGAGUCCCCAGAAGAGUCCGGUUAAAAAUUCUCCCUCGCCCACUCAGAGCCUCAAGGAGUCCAGCGGCAAAGGGAAAAAGGACAAGGAGGGCAAAAAAAAGUCACGAAAUAAAGAAGGAUUGCUCGAUGAUCCCUCAGUUUUGAUCGAGGGUGUUUUGUUUCGUGCCCGCUAUCUCGGUUCGACCCAAUUGGUUUGUGAGGGUCAACCGACGAAAUCAACGAGAAUGUGCCAGGCCGAGGAAGCCGUUUCUAGGAUAAAGGAUGACGUACCAAUGCCGAUGCAGGCUACUCUCUUAAACUACGGGAGCCAGCACGGUUAUGGUCGCUGCAGCGUCGCAUCACAAGGAAGUCUAGAUGAAGACGAUUGCGACUCGAGCGAGGAACUGAUAGGAAAUGUUGCCGGUGGUGGAAAUCAUACCGAACCGCACACAUUCGGUGGACAAACUAAGAUAUUACCGAUCGGUGGAACCUUGGGUCCAACCACCUCUUUCAGACUACAUUUUCUCGGUUCGGUUGAGGUGGAAGAGGAAGGGGGACGAAAACGGCGUAAACGCCUUAAGAAGCACAUGGUCGAGGAGGCUGUCACUAAGAUAAAGGCAUUGGCACCGGAUGGAGAAACCCAACCGAGCACCGAAGUAGAUCUCUUCAUAUCGACUGAAAAGAUAAUGGUUCUGAAUACCGAUCUAAAAGAAAUAAUGAUGGAUCACGCCCUUAGAACAAUCUCGUACAUCGCUGAUAUCGGGGAUCUCGUCGUAUUGAUGGCACGACGACGUUUCGUUCCUCAUGAAAUGGAAGAUCCGCCGAAAAUAAAUCGUACACCGAAAAUGAUAUGCCACGUGUUCGAGAGCGAAGAAGCUCAAUUCAUUGCACAAAGCAUCGGACAAGCGUUUCAAGUUGCUUAUAUGGAAUUCCUGAAGGCGAACGGUAUCGAGGAUCACAGUUUUGUCAAGGAAAUGGACUAUCAAGAAGUUCUCAACUCGCAGGAGAUCUUUGGCGAUGAACUCCAAAUGUUUGCGAAGAAGGAGAUGCAAAAAGAGGUUGUCGUACCAAAGGCAAAGGGUGAAAUAUUGGGUGUAGUAAUUGUGGAAUCCGGUUGGGGCUCGAUGCUGCCGACCGUGGUGAUAGCGAAUCUUGCGCCAGCCGGUGCAGCCGCGCGAUGUGGCCAGUUGAACAUUGGCGAUCAAAUAAUAGCUAUAAAUGGUGUCUCGCUGGUCGGUUUGCCACUAUCCACGUGUCAGACUUAUAUUAAAAAUUCGAAGAAUCAAACCGUGGUUAAAUUAACGGUUGUACCUUGCGCUCCGGUCGUCGAGGUGAAAAUCAAGAGGCCCGAUACGAAAUAUCAAUUAGGCUUUAGUGUACAAAACGGCGUUAUAUGCAGCCUUCUACGAGGCGGCAUCGCUGAGAGAGGUGGGGUUAGAGUUGGACAUAGAAUUAUCGAGAUCAACAAUCAGAGCGUUGUUGCUGUACCGCACGAAAAAAUUGUCAAUCUCUUGGCUACGUCCGUUGGCGAGAUCUUGAUGAAGACGAUGCCGACUUCUAUGUUUCGACUGUUGACUGGCCAGGAGUCUCCGGUGUACAUAUAAGCGUUCAGUUUUGCCUGGCCGUUACGUAGUGAACAGACAAUACAUCCGCCAUCCACUACUAUUGCACCAUUCGACACGAAGAAAAGCACACAUCUAAAAUAAACACCCACACACAAACACGAAAACAAAUAAACACACAAUAAGCAACUUAAACUGUACGCGAAAAAUACUGAAAAGGUAGUUCCGGGCGAGAAUCGCUUUGUAUUCCAGUUCUUACGGAACAGCCUGUACAUUUACCAGCUCUUACAUAGCAGCAAGCCAUGGCUAUCCUCGCGAGCCGAAAGAAACAAGUGAAAAACGAAGGCUAAAUAUUUACUCGAACGUAAUUAUUUCUAUAUGAUUAUGAUAAAUAUAUAUAUAUUUUUCAUGUAUAUGUGUAUAUAUGUGCAUCAGCGCGCGUGAAUAUAUACACAUAUAUACUCAAAAAUAUAUACAUAUAUAAAUUUUAUCGAAAAAUAGGAUUUUCUAUAGCAGUCACGAAAAAAGAAUUCUAUCGCGUCAUUUGCAAAAGAUCUCGCUUCAAGGAUUCGUUGGAAUGCGUAUCGCUGUUCAAUCGCAUAUUUGCUAUGUUCGAACAGCAUUCGAAGCACUUAUUAUCAAAGGGGCAAAUUCUGAAAGAAUAUUCAGGAAAAAUUUGCAUAUUAGAAUAUUCUCAAUAGUGGCGACAAUCAAGGAUUUAUAGAAGGAGAAUAGCCAGAUCGAUCGAGUUGCAGUUGUAUUUUUUUAUUUACAAAAACUACGAAGAACGCUAAGAAGAACGGAGUUUGAAAAGACACGAAAAAAGCUCGGAUUAUUGAAAUAUUUGCUACUAUUGUAGUAUCAUUCAAACUUUUACACGUGAUCAUGAUCAAGAUUCAUUUGUUAUAUCCUACUUUUGUACCUUCAAACACUAGCCUUUGUCCGGAAAAUCCAGACCAUACGAAUUAUUUCAUUUCGAUCUUAAUCGUUAAUGCUGUUUUGUUCUCAGUAUUAAAAGAGUUGAAAUAAUGACGCUCGAUCGUUCCAUCCAGUAUCUAUAAAUUCCUUAGUUUCGCCAUUUUGAAAUUUCGUGAAACAACAAGGACGUAGGGAGGAGAGAGAGAGAGAGAGAAAAAAAACGAAAAAACUCUUUGCUGCUAUGGGUGAUCUAAAUAAAAUGCGCCAAGGAAGAUGAUAGGGUGAAUCGCGAUGCACAUGAUUACAAAUAGCACAAAGCUCUAUGAAAAAAAUUCUGUCUGGAGCAGGGCUGAAAACUGUAUAUUAUGCUAACCAAUGUAGUAAUAUUUCCAAGAAAAUAAACAAACAAGGAAAAAAAAGAUAAGAAAAGAAAAAUGGGCACUCCCCUAUGAUUUGGAGUCGCAAUCUAUACAUUCCAUCGUUUAAAUCUUCUAAAAACUUAAGCUCCAGGAAUGCUUAAAAACGCGGUGCCCAAUUUCAUUCGUUUGUACUAAAAGAAGAAAAGUAUGAAUAAUAUUAAUAUUAAUAAUAUUGUACCUAAUCUGUAACUUCGCAUUUAUACGUCUGAUGGUAAACUCGUGCUAUAUGCGUAAAAGAGCAAAGAAGAUUGAAUUUUUAAAGAUGACGAGAAGUAAUAAUGAGAAUUAACAAAUUACAUAAGAGUUUAUCAUUUUUGCUGCUAAAUAUAAUUCUUUUACUUCCAAAUCUUGGAGUUCACCAUCAACAUUAUAUAUUUGGCUGAUGCGUUAUUUAUUUUCUAUUUCACUAGUUCAGAAACUCUUAGCAAAAAUGUUUACUUGUGAUUGAACGUUAGCUGGACGUUCAAAUGUUGGAGGCAUUUCAAAUUCAAGGAACAUACGAAACUAACAGAAAUUGUGACGAUAAUAGGAAAGAAUUAGUGUCGUGUAAUCUUAUAAGCAGCUAAAUCGUAUCAGAUUAAUUGAUUUUUUUAAUUGAGCGACUCUGAUUGGCCUUCAUGGGAAUUCUAAAGAAAAAAACAAACUAAUAAUGUACAUAAAAUUCGCGUUUUGUGAAUUCAAGAUGUAGCGACGAGACAUAGAUAGGAAUAAUGGCUGGAAGCGGCUUAGGAAGAAAGAUAAAAAAAACCAACUAUGCUCUUUUACGCAACAUAGCGCCAAUCGUUAUAAUCUAAGUUUGAUCUAUUUUUGCUGCAAAAAAAACUUAUCGAUCGUAAAUUAUUCCGCUUCGAGUAUAAUAUGGGAGUGCGCGGGCAGUUGAAAAAGGUGCAGAUACUAAAGAAAAAGAUUCCUAACAUCUAAUGAAAUUUCAACGCCAAAAUACUUUUAUUGAUCUCGAGGUCCAUGAUCACCUUUAAAUCAAAGGCUGUAACUUGCUCGGGAAUACUCGAAGUUACUUCAAAAUAUUACUACUAUAUUCCUUCAAACCAUUCUGUUGAUAUUUAUCCUUCAUUUUUAUCAAUUGUUUUGCACUCUUAUUUGCAGCAAUAAAUUGCAAACGAAAUCACUUUCAAUUUUAUUCUACCGCCUUUUCAGAGUUUCGAGAGACGCAAAAAUUCGAACAAAGCCUAUGUAAAAAGAAUACUAAAACUAUAUAAAUAUAAUAAAUAUAAAAAAAAGCUACGAUAAAAUUGGUAUUUUGGCAUCGAAAUUUCGUUGCAUAUCUUUGAUGAGCAUUGUCACGGUAUGAAUAUAUAAUAUGGGAUCAAACAAGAUGUUAUAUAGUUGGGUGGCUAAAAAAAUCCAGUAUCUAGUCAUUAGAGCUAAGAGAGAAGGAAAAGAACGAAAGAAGAGGAGUUAAUUAUAGUUAGUAAAAAAGCCAUGAAAGAAUACUCAGCCAUCGCCAGCCACCCUGACUGAUCGUGUCUAGCUACAUUUUUACUGUUCCAUCUUGUAUCCAAAAGAGCAAAAAAAACCAAAAACGAAAUGUGAUUAAUCUGACCUUGCGUGAUUUCUCCCAAAUGUUAUGUCCCGCGAGAACGGAAAUUGUAUGUAAACCAUCUUGUACGACGAUUAUACUAUUUCAUUUCCGGUGAUCACGAACGAAGAUACAAAAAACAAUCGGAUAAACGCUUCGUUUUCUUUACUUUCAUCUCAACUACUAAUUGAUAUUUUUUUAAAUUUCAUUCUUGUAGCGAUUCACCGGUACGAUUGUUUUUUGUAACAUAUAUAAAAAAAAAAAACGUCAUUCACUUUCAUGACACACUCAUUGCAUAUCUUCGAUGAAAAAAAAGAAAAAAAACAUGUAUCUUUUGGCCUUUCGAUGAGUCAUCGAUCGAGAAGGAGGAACGAACGGAACAGUUCCUCUUUUUCUGCGUGUUAAAAGAAUUAUAAAGAAAAAUCAAGAUUCCACGAACUAUUAACGAGCAAUUUUUCAUCCCAUUACCGUAAUAAAAAUUGUGACGCAAUUGCGAUUUCAUCGAUCGAAACGUACACGCCAUGAGCAGAAACUGUGUGUACUGGAGAGCAAGUAUCGGGCAAAUUUGAUUAAUUGAUACGUAAACGCGUGAUCAAUUGAUUACGAAAAAUUACCAGUUGAAAUCGUUAUUUAUAUAUAAAUGAAUAAAUUUAAAGAAAUAUAUAUAUAUAUAUAUAUUCGUACGUUCAUAUAAAUUAUAUAGCGAAAUGUAUAUUUAUAUGAAUAUACAAAUAUAUAAAUGACGCCCAAUCGUAUAAAUAAAAAAGAAAAAAAAAACAAAAAUAAUCUUAUACAUGCUAGAGCUUUUGCGCUAUAGCUUCGAAAGUCAUGAGGGCACGCUACGUCACGGAAAAAGAAGAAAACGGAAUAUGAAAAAAAUGGAAAAAAAAAAACAAUACAAAAUAAUAAAAUUGUCAUGACUUAAUCUUUAUCGAUGUUUGUGAGUGGUUAAUAUGUAAGUUAUAAUUAUCUAAGUGAGCUAUUGAAUGUGUAUAUGGUAAUAUUAAAUUAUACUAGUCCACACAAAGAUAACAAUAAACUGUAAUUUUGAAUUCAA
Venturia canescens is the source of this 9055-nucleotide messenger RNA. RefSeq lists its product as uncharacterized. Gene Ontology annotation, cellular component: dendritic spine; cytoplasm; plasma membrane. The transcript has 19 exons. Gene Ontology annotation, molecular function: protein binding. Gene Ontology annotation, biological process: chemical synaptic transmission. Bases 490 to 5166 code for a protein of 1558 amino acids. The record is from RefSeq and is a predicted model, not a curated record. Lineage: Eukaryota; Metazoa; Arthropoda; Insecta; Hymenoptera; Ichneumonidae.